This is a messenger RNA of Oenanthe melanoleuca, 2889 nucleotides long. RefSeq names its product EVI5-like protein. The transcript is spliced from 21 exons. Lineage: Eukaryota; Metazoa; Chordata; Aves; Passeriformes; Muscicapidae. Bases 125 to 2365 code for a protein of 746 amino acids. The record is from RefSeq and is a predicted model, not a curated record.
GCGGCGGCGGCGGCUCCGCGAUGGCGGCGGGCGCGGGGCUGCCCGUGAGGGGCGAUCGGCGCGGAGCCCCCCCGGGAGGGCGGGCGGGGGUCGCCAUGGCCGCGGAGCGCAGGUGAUCCCCGGCAUGGCCUCCCCCGAGAGCUCCCCGAGCAGCGAGGGCGGGGACGGGCCCGAGCCGGGAGCGGCGCCGGGGGAGCGGCCGAGCCCCGAGGAGCGCCUGAGCCCCGGCGAGCUGCAGCUGCUGGCCAAGCUGGAGGAGCAGAACCGGCUGCUGGAGGCAGACUCCAAGUCGCUGCGCUCGGUGAACGGCUCGCGCCGCAGCAGCGGCUCCUCGCUGGUCUCCAGCUCCUCGGCCUCGUCCAACCUGGGCCACCUGGAGGAGGACACCUGGAUCCUCUGGGGCCGCAUCGUCAACGAGUGGGACGAGUGGAGGAGGAAGAAGGAGAAGCUGCUCAAGGAGCUGAUCAGGAAGGGCAUCCCGCAGCACUUCCGCGCCAUCGUGUGGCAGCUGCUGUGCAGCGCGGCCGAGCUGCCGCUCAAGGCUCAGUACUCGGAGCUGCUGCGCAUGAGCUCCCCCUGCGAGCGCCUCAUCCGCAGGGACAUCGCCCGCACCUACCCCGAGCACGACUUCUUCAAGGGCCAGGACAGCCUGGGCCAGGAGGUGCUCUUCAACGUCAUGAAGGCCUACUCGCUGGUGGAUCGGGAGGUCGGUUACUGCCAGGGCAGCGCCUUCAUCGUGGGACUGCUGCUCAUGCAGAUGCCCGAGGAGGAGGCGUUCAGCGUCUUCGUGCGCCUGAUGCAGGAGUACCGGCUGCGGGAGCUCUUCAAGCCCAGCAUGGCCGAGCUGGGGCUCUGCAUCUACCAGUUCGAGUUCCUGCUGCAGGAGCAGCUGCCCGAGCUGAACGUGCAUUUCCGCUCGCAGAGUUUCCUCACCUCCAUGUACGCCUCCUCCUGGUUCCUCACCCUGUUCCUCACCACCUUCCCCCUGCCCGUGGCCACGCGCGUCUUCGACAUCUUCAUGUACGAGGGGCUGGAGAUCGUGUUCCGCGUGGGGAUGGCGCUGCUGCAGUUCAACCAGGCCGAGCUGGUGCAGCUGGACAUGGAGGGCAUGUCCCAGUAUUUCCAGAAGGUGAUCCCGCACCAGUUCGACUCCUGCCCCGACACGCUGAUCCUGCGCGCCUGCCAGGUCAAGUACAACCCCAGGAAGAUGAAAAGGCUGGAGAAGGAAUACGCCGCCCUCAAGAGCAAAGAGAUGGAGGAACAGAUCGAGAUCAAGCGUCUCCGUUCAGAGAAUCGUUUGCUGAAGCAGCGAAUCGAGACCCUGGAGAAGGAGAGCGCGGCCCUGGCCGAUCGCCUCAUCCAGGGCCAGGUGACGCGGGCGCAGGAGGCCGAGGAGAACGACGUGAUCCGGCGGGAGCUGGCGCUGGUGAGACAGCGCUGGAGCGCGGCCACCGAGAGCCUGAGGGUGGCACAGAGCACCAUCAGAGAGCUGCAGGGUAACCCCCGGCUGACCGAGGAGUUCGUGGCGCACCUGGAGACGGAGCUGGAGCGCUCGCGGCUGCGCGAGAGCGAAACGCUGGGAGCACUCAAAGAGAUGAGGGACAAGGUCCUGCACAUGGAGCAGCGCCAGCCGUUGCUCCCCGAUGACUCCAGCGUGGUUCGGCUGCAGGAGGAGCUGCAGGAGCUGGCACUGAGUGACCUGGGGGACACCUGGCAGGUGUGCGGGCGCUGGCAGGAGCCGCGGGCGCUGCGCGAGGUGCUGGGGGUGCAGCUGCGGGAGAGCCAGAGCCAGGAGCUGAGAGCGCUGAGAGAGAGGGUGCUGCAGCUGGAGACACAGGGCCGGAUCCAGCGCUCAGUCCUAGGCCGGGCAGAGCAGACCUGUGCCGGGCUCAGGGAGCAGCUCCGCGCCGCCGCCGCGCAGAGCCAGGGGCUGCAGGCACAGCUCAGCGAGAGCCACCGCAAACACACCGAGGCACAGUGCAAGAGCAAGGAGGAGGUGAUGGCCGUGCGGCUGCGCGAGGCCGACAGCAUGGCCGCCCUGGCAGAGAUGCGGCAGCGCGUGGCCGAGCUGGAGAUCCAGCGGGAGGAGGGGCGGCUGCAGGGGCAGCUGGAGCACUCGGACGCUGCGCAGUACAUCCGGCACCUGAGGGGACACAUCCGGGAGCUGAAGGCCGAGCUGCGGCUGCUGCGGGCGCCGCUGUCGCUGGGCUCGGUGCCGCUGGGCUCGCGCUGCCUGGGGGACGAGGACUCGCUGGGCUCCUCGGACGAGGAGCUGCCCCCGCCCUUCGCCCUGAGCCCGGGGGACAUCGGGGACACGGGGGACAGCAGUGACAGCGAGCCCGAGGUGGCACCAGCAGCACCGUGACACUGGGGACACUGGGGACAGCAGUGACAGUGAGCCUGAGGUGGCACCGGCGGCACCGUGACACUGGGGACACGGGGGACAGCAGUCACAGCGAGCCCGAGGUGGCACCGGCGGCACCGUGACACUGGGGACACUGGGGACAGCAGUGACAGCAAGCCUGAGGUGGCACCGGCGGCACCGUGACACUGGGGACACUGGGGACAGCAGUGACAGCGAGCCUGAGGUGGCAUCAGCGGCACUGUGACACUGGGGACAGCCUGAGGUGACACCUCAGAGACCCACAGGGACAUUGGGGACAAUGAUGACACCGAGCCUGAAGGGGCACCAUGACCCAUGGGGACAUCGGGGGACACUGGGGACAGGCUCAGGGGCCACCCCAGGGGUCUUUGGGGACAGGCCAGGGGACAAUGAGACACCCAGGGACAUGCCAGGGACACGCAGGUGACACCGAGGGACAGGCCUGGCCUGGCUGAUCCCACACAUGGAGAGAUCCCAGGAUGGGGACAGGGACAGGGACACAUGUG